Messenger RNA from Suillus fuscotomentosus, 348 nucleotides. RefSeq lists its product as uncharacterized. The record is from RefSeq and is a predicted model, not a curated record. Lineage: Eukaryota; Fungi; Basidiomycota; Agaricomycetes; Boletales; Suillaceae. The transcript has 3 exons. The annotation marks the transcript as partial.
UUGUUGUUCCUCACUCAUACACCUAUCGAUCACACAACCCUCUUCACCGAGUGGGGUCCUGACACUGCAGCGAAAAUGGGCACUGACGUUGCUGAGUACAAUGCGCAACUCACGCAAUCCGUAAGAACCUUCAAAUCCAAGCACCCAGACCUUGACACUGUCACUGGUUACUGCGAAGCUUACGAAAAUGGCACUCCCACUACCACUUACCAGGUUGAGGGUUGUGCACCCGUGUCGAACCACUUCUGGCUUAACGGUCUGCACCCACUGUUCACUGUUCACAAUAUUUUGGCAAAGGGGAUCUCCACUGCCCUUAGUGGUUAUCCUGCCACGCAGACCGCCACCUAA